Messenger RNA from Acanthoscelides obtectus, 281 nucleotides. The record is from the annotation of a GenBank genome assembly. Lineage: Eukaryota; Metazoa; Arthropoda; Insecta; Coleoptera; Chrysomelidae.
UACUAACACUUGUGUUGCAUACCAUCAAAAUAAGCAAGUGGAGAGAUACAAUCGGUACAAAGCCCGUGCAUUGGAUCGAAAAAAUGGAGCAAUUAAAUUUGCUUAGAAAUGCUUGGGGAUUUCAAGAAUAAUGUUUAUUUCAAGAUCAAUCAGUGGCGUAUCAUCAAUGUGUGUCACAAUAGGCAGGUAUUCAUAUAUGGUAUUUGGAAACAGCAAGCAAGAAAAUCUGAUUUAUACAUAGUCAUAACUCUUGUCUUGCCACAUUAAGAGAUCAACAAAUG